AUGAAGUGCAUUACGUCUGCCUGCGUCGCCGUCUUCGUUAUAUCUGGACUGCAUGAAGGGUUUGCGGCAUUGAAACCAGUGUUGUAUCCUGACAGCAAGCUUGUUAUCGAGGAAGGAGAUGAGUUGAAAAUAUCAUGUCUGGGUGAAGGGCCAAUUCAAUUUCAAGUCAUGAAAGUUCAAAAUAAAAAUUCUCCGAAAGCAGAUUGCGAUACUACUAACAAAAAUUGUACGCUGUAUAUUCGUAACGCAAGCGGAACCGACACUGGAUGGUACGCUUGCGCCGAGAAAGGAAUCGAGUUUCAGAACGAUGAGCAAACUAUCGAACAUCCUACCGAAAAUAUCAGCUGGAUCUACGUUUACGUAAAUUCGUCAAAACCAUUUGCUUCUAAUGUUUCAAAUGCGGACAUAAUAAGACCGCCUGAGAGUUCGGCGGUUAUACCGUGUCGGCCAACGUCGCCGGACGUCACGCCAACGUUCCUGGACAAUUAUUCGUUCAGGCCAACGCGGUACCAGCAAAAGUCAAGACAGUGGGCGAUGAUACGCCAUCAGUAUAAGAAAGAACGUUAA
Molecule: messenger RNA, 567 nt
Organism: Neodiprion fabricii
Lineage: Eukaryota; Metazoa; Arthropoda; Insecta; Hymenoptera; Diprionidae
Product: platelet-derived growth factor receptor alpha-like
Exons: 5
Coding region: 1-567 (188 amino acids)
Source: RefSeq, a predicted model, not a curated record